AUGACUUAAUUAUUAAAGAAGAAUAUUGAAUCGCUCUAUCCAUAGUUCAGUGUCACUGAAAUUUUAAGAUAGAAUGUAUAUAAGAAAACGAUAAUAUUGAGAAGAGGGAACAAAAAUUAUAUAUUGAGAUUAUUUAAUUUGGAAGGUAUAAAUAAGGAGAAGGUAACCUCAAUCAUAAAAAUAUUGAAUAAACUGUCUAGAAAGAAUAAUGCUCAUGUAGUAAAAUUUUAUGAAGCAUCACAUGAUGUUGAUAAUACCUAUUUAGGGUAUGCAUUAAAUAAUAUUUUGAAGGGUUAUUAGUGAAUACAUAGAAUGUUAAUUUUAAUGUCCAUUGUAAGAGAAAGAAAUAUUGAUAAUUCUAAUACAAGUAAAAGGAUAUGAAUAAUAUAGUUAUGUUCAGCCCUUAGUUUAUUUCAUCCAAAAAGACCACAUGCAAAAAUACUGUUAUCAAAUUUAUUUAGUUUGGAUAAGAAUGCUAUAUUGGGAGAAAUGAAUAUUUUAUAUUAUUUACAUCCUGAAGAAUAUUUAGAUAUUUAUUUAUUAGCACCAGAAUUUGCCAAAUAAAAAAUAUAUGAUUGUAAAUCAGAUAUAUGGAUGCUUGGCUUUUUGAUUUAUUAAUUCAUGUUUAAAGAAGCUCCAUUUAAAGCUAAUAACAUUAAUGUGUUACAUAAAUAAAUAUUAAAAGGUUUAAAAUUUACAUACAAUCCAUAAUAUAGUUUGAAUAUGAAUAAUUUAUUAAGGAUAAUGUUAUGUUAUGAUCCUGAUUUAAGACCAACAAUUGAUUCUAUAAGAACAUUUGCAGAAACAGCUUUAAUUAGCUAAGAGAAAAUAGAUAUUUUUAAAUUAUUACCUAAAUAUAAAUUAGAAUAAAUUGUUCUUCAUAAAAAAAGAGAAGAAAGGAAACCAUAAUAAAUUGAUAAUCAAAUAUACUUAAAUGAAGAUUUAUAAAAGUAUCCUUCAUUUCGACCAUCAAAAGUAUUAAAAACUUUUAAGAAAAUUCUAUCCCCAAGUCCAUCUCCCAAACAUAUUGUUGUAAAUUUUACAGAAAAGAAUGAGAGUUCAAUUAAUAAUCAAACUUAACCUUAAUAACAUCAUUUCUCAUAUUUAGAAAAAUUGGAUAGCAAGAAGAAUUUAUCUACCACUGGUAAGAAUUCUCAUUAAUCUUAAAAAUAAAUUAAUUAAUCUCAAUAGGGAAUCUCACAUUCAUACUAAUAAAGUUAACAAAAUACAAGUUAUCCUGUUUAAUUACCUAAAGUCUUAUAAUUUUAAUAUAGUAAAAUUAAAUUCAGACAAGAAAUGACACCUAAGAAAGAAUUUGAUGAAUCUAAGUAUGAUUUGAGUGUACAAUUUUAGUUAAGAAUAACCAAUUGCAAAAUAUGCCUAGUUACCUUAAAAGAUUAAUCCUAUUCCUAUAAAGAAAUCGCCCCCAAAAAUGUUAUUUCAUUAAUAUUAAGAUACAGUUCUAAGAUCAUUUAGUCAAAGAUAAUGA
This is a messenger RNA of Paramecium sonneborni, 1489 nucleotides long. Lineage: Eukaryota; Ciliophora; Oligohymenophorea; Peniculida; Parameciidae. The record is from the annotation of a GenBank genome assembly.